GAGAGCGAGAGCAUGACAGGCAGAGAGUGUACCUGAGAGAGAGAGCGCUUAACAGAGAGUAAGAGAGAGAGUAACAGAGAGUGACAAAGAGAGAGAGAGAGUAACAGAGAGAGUGUGAAAAAGAGACAGAGUGUGACAAGGAGAGGAGAGUGUGACAGAGAGAGAGUAUGUGACAGAGAGAGCAUGUGACAGGGGAGGGAGCGCGUGACAGAGAGGGUGAGGGAGUACAAGAGUGUGACAACGAGAGAUACAGCAAAAGAGAGUUAGAAAAAGAGCGACAGCGAGAGAUACAGCAAGAUAGAAAGAGUGACAGCGAGUGAAAGCAAAAGAAAGUGACAGCAAGAGAGACAGACAGCAAGAGAGUGACAGAGAGAAUUAGACAGAGAAAGUGACAGACAAGAAGAGAAAAAGACAGAGAAACAGCGAAAGUGACACUCAAACUAGUGUGCUGAAGAAAUUGUGAGGUGACCAUGUUCAGCUGAAGGUGCCACUCAUCCAGCAAUCGUACCACUGGGAUUGCGGCCUGGCAUGUGCUCGCAUGGUGCUCCAGUAUCUAAACCUCCUACAUGAAAAUACAUUUCAGGCAGCUAUGCAGGAGCUGCAUCUCACGAAGAGUAUCUGGACAAUUGACCUGGCCUAUCUGAUGCACUACUUUGGGGUCAAGCACAGGUUCUGCACACAGACAUUAGGUGUGGAUAAAGGCUACAAGCACCAGUCCUUCUACAGGAAACAUUUUGACUCAGAAGAGAACAGAGUUAAUCAACUAUUUGUACAAGCCAAAGCUCGUGGGGUACAUGUGGAGAAACGCACCGUGACCAUACAAGACUUGCAGGAACACCUCUCCCAGGGAAAUGUUGCCAUUGUGUUAGUCAAUGCAGUUCUGCUGCUAUGUGACCUAUGCCCAAGCAGAGUCAAGUACUGCUGUUUCCUUCCUAUUGGACAGAAGUGUUUCUGCAGGAGCAGUGACUACCAGGGUCAUUUCAUUGUUCUAUGUGGCUACAACAAGAGCUCAGGAAGCCUCUUCUACAACAACCCAGGAUAUGCAGACCGACUGUGCCGGACAAGCAUUAAUAACUUUGAAGAAGCACGUAGUAGCUACGGCACAGAUGAAGAUAUCUUGUUUAUCUAUGUAAACAGCUGACUCUCUAAGCUUUUUAGUAGCUUACUUUAUCUGCUUUCUCAGGAUGGGUUUAGGUACUCCGCAGGGGUAUCUAAUAGGUACAAAUGGUCUACUCUACCCUUAGCUUGAGAUAUAUGUGUAUAUGUGUGUGUGUAUAUGUAUAUGUGUAUAUAUAUAUAUAUAUAUAUAUAUAUAUAUACAUACACACACAUACUCUCAUACCCAGGUCCUGAUUAAUCCCUUACUUGACAAGUGAAAGUGUAUCUAUAAUUCAGAUCUGUUCAGGUAGACAGGGGAGAAGACAAUUUGUAGCAUAGCUUGCAAGUGGUUAUGUUUUGGCUGCCCAGUAUUGGAUGUAUGUUUAUAAGGUGACUCAAUUCAAUAAGUCACAUUACAACAAUUUUAUGUGUUCCCUGAUUUCAUCCAUGAUAACAAGUGAUGACAAAGUUCACUGCACAAACAUCCAGUGAAUUUGUGGUCUAUGUAUUUUGCAACUUUGAUUGCUGGAGACAGUGGAAGCAGUUGAAGGGUAGGAUUGAUACUGCGGGCAAUAAAUAAAGCCUAGUUGUAUAAAUGAGUCAUGUCACACAGAGGGGGAAACCGACAGAGCAAACAGUGAAAAGCUAAUAGCUCAGUUAUAAUAAAGGUUUUACACACACUU
Messenger RNA from Bombina bombina (fire-bellied toad), 1781 nucleotides. RefSeq names its product guanylyl cyclase domain containing 1 (gene GUCD1). The transcript is spliced from 6 exons. The coding region runs from base 539 to 1141 and encodes 200 amino acids. The record is from RefSeq and is a predicted model, not a curated record. Lineage: Eukaryota; Metazoa; Chordata; Amphibia; Anura; Bombinatoridae.